This is a messenger RNA of Plodia interpunctella (Indianmeal moth), 1764 nucleotides long. It is a transcript of the gene TTLL15, whose product is annotated as Tubulin tyrosine ligase-like 15. Bases 124 to 1692 code for a protein of 522 amino acids. NCBI's taxonomy places the organism in Eukaryota, Metazoa, Arthropoda, Insecta, Lepidoptera, Pyralidae. Gene Ontology annotation, biological process: protein modification process. The record is from RefSeq and is a predicted model, not a curated record. The transcript is spliced from 7 exons.
UUCUUGUGUCAUAUAUGCGACUUCAACGCGUACGAUCGUGUAAAUGUUUGUCUAAAAAAGUUUAUAUUUUCCGAUUCGUUUUGAAAGUUAAUUAUUUGGGAUUGAAGCAAAGGAUUUAGCCAAAUGGAAGACAGAAUUGAUGAAUCAAUUAACAAUAAUAAACAAUCGCUAGAGAAAAGAACUGAAGAAGAUAAGCCUGGCAAUAAAGAGGCCAAGAAAAGUGAAAUUAGAAAUGAUAACUUAUUCAUAUUUCUAUUCGUUUGUAUAAUAGGAGUUUCAUUAGGUAUAUUAUUAGAAAUAAUCAAUACUCAAACCAAAAGAAGUCCAUGUAAGGAUGUAAUCGAACAGCCAAAGUAUUGGGUGUAUUCCGCCAAUAGUGAUGUACAAAACAGAAAUGGAUUGUUAAAACACGUGCAUUUAGUAUUAGGAAGAUUAGGAUAUGAGAAAAGUACAAAUGAGUCAGAUUGGAGCCUUCUAUGGUCGCAUGACUACCCAUUUAGGGUUCUGUAUCCAAAUUUACACAGACUGAAACCCCAUCAAAAAGUCAACCACUUUCCUGGCACUGGAUUUAUAACAAACAAAGUUGACUUGGCAACGACCGAGUCAGCAUUUAUUCCGAGAGCUUUCAAAUUGCCAAAAAACAAAGAGGACUUUAUUAAAUAUGCAAAUGAAAACAAGAAUGCACUAUUUCUGGAGAAACACAAUAACCAUAGAGGCGUGUUUUUGAAAAACGUGACUGAAAUUGAUUUGGAGAGCGGGAAAAGUUUCGUGCAGGAGUACAUACAGACGCCGUUCUUAGUGGAUGGACAUAAGUUCGAUAUUGGUGUGUACGUCGUUCUCACGUCCGUCAAUCCGCUAAGAGUGUAUUGGUACAAAGGCGACGUGUUAUUCAGGUACUGUCCUAGCAAGUACCACCCGUUCGAUCCGAACAACCUGGAUAAAUAUGUGAUAGGUGACGACUAUCUGCCGACUUGGGAAGUGCCCUCUCUAGCACAGCCCUACACGGCUCUGGGCUUCGGAAUGAAAGACGUUUUCGACUUGUAUGCAAAGUCCAAGGGAAAAGAUACAAAGAAAAUGUGGGAUGAUGUACAAAAGUCGAUAGCUGAAGUAUUUAUCAAAAAGGAAAAGCAUAUCGUUGAAGCUCUGAAAAACUAUCCAUCAAAGGACAACUUCUUCGAGCUAAUGAGGUUCGAUUUGAUCGUGGACGAGGAUCUGAAGGUUUCACUUCUCGAAGCGAACAUGUCGCCCAACCUCAGCUCAGCCCAUUUCCCGCCAAACCAGCUUUUGUACGAACAACUCUUGUACAACCUCUAUUCUAUUACUGGCGUUGCAAGAAACAAAAAUGGAUUUAACGACCCUAAACACAGAGAUUACAUUGGGGCCCAGAACAUGGUAUCUGCUCAAAAGAAUAUAGCCGUAUGGAGCGAGGCAUGCAACAACGUAUGCCGGGAUAACUGUGACGAAUUCGUCUGUGGUUUGUGCAAGCCUUGUAUCAAGCCUGAACUAAGAGAGAGUUUACUGAGGGCCUAUGCCGAACACGUGCACCGGGGAGACUUUGGCAGAAUAUUCCCACCGGCAAUGAAUCCCAACUCACAAAUACCUGAAGAAUUCAAAAAUUUGUCCGAAACGAAUCGAUUGCAAUAUUUGUGGUAUCAAGACAAAUGCAACAGUGAUGAACAUUGGUGUUCGUAGUUGUGAUUGGUGGAUUUUAUUUAUUUCAUAUUUUAUAGUUACUAAAAUAAACGUAGAAGCCUAUGACCUAUA